AAAUAAAAGUGAUCGGCCCUAUUGAUUUCGAAGAGGAAAUAUAUUAUGAAAUGAGCGUGCAGGCAAAAGAUGGUUUAGGGUCAGCCUCAAAUUGUAAAGUUAUUAUAGAAAUCACAGAUGUAAAUGAUAAUGCACCAAUAAUAUUGAUCAAAUCUCUAAGCAAUCCCAUCCCAGAGGACGUGUUACCUGGUACAGAGGUGGGCAUCAUUAAUGUACAGGAUAAAGACUCGGAGGGAAAUAGACAAGUCCGCUGUACCAUUCAACAAAAUGUUCCUUUCAAACUUAACCCCUCAAUCAAAAACUACUAUUCUCUGGUAACAACUAGUGAAUUAGACCGUGAGAUAAUAUCAGAUUAUAACAUAACUAUCACUGCCACUGACGAGGGGUCUCCACCUUUAUCCUCCUCAAAGAUCAUUAAUGUAUCUGUAUCAGACGUGAAUGACAACCCACCUGCAUUUGAGGAACCAUCCUACAGCUCCUAUGUGACUGAAAAUAACAAGCCUGGCUCCUCUAUGUGUUCUGUUACUGCCAGAGACCCAGACUGGAGACAGAACGGUACGGUGGUCUAUUCUCUAUUGCCCAGUGAGGUCAACGGUGUUCCGGUGUCCUCAUUGUUAUCCAUUAACGGAGACACGGGGGUGAUCCAUGCUGUGAGAGCAUUUGAUUAUGAGCAGUUUAGGAGCUUCAAAGUCCACGUUGUAGCCAGAGACAAUGGUUCUCCUCCACUCAGCAGUAACGUGACUGUGAGUGUCUUCAUAACAGAUGAGAAUGAUAACUCUCCCCAGAAUAUUAUUACUGCUCCAGCAGGGAACUCUUGA
Salvelinus sp. IW2-2015 is the source of this 818-nucleotide messenger RNA. The record is from RefSeq and is a predicted model, not a curated record. Lineage: Eukaryota; Metazoa; Chordata; Actinopteri; Salmoniformes; Salmonidae.